This is a messenger RNA of Oncorhynchus tshawytscha (Chinook salmon), 4231 nucleotides long. Its product is annotated as gamma-adducin. Gene Ontology annotation, molecular function: actin filament binding. The record is from RefSeq and is a predicted model, not a curated record. Gene Ontology annotation, biological process: barbed-end actin filament capping. Lineage: Eukaryota; Metazoa; Chordata; Actinopteri; Salmoniformes; Salmonidae. The transcript has 15 exons. Gene Ontology annotation, cellular component: plasma membrane; cytoskeleton; postsynaptic density. Bases 341 to 2401 code for a protein of 686 amino acids.
ACACACCCACUCCAAAGAGAGUACAGUAUGCCCACACUCAUCACGCGGACGUACUCCAUCGUGCACACAUAGCUGUUUAGAUAUUCACUAGCUACAAUGCACAUACGGAUUAAUUUUUUACACCGUUGCAGUCAGAAUGCAUCGAAAUCUGGAAUACAUGUAACACUUUUCCCUCUCGAUCUUUGAAUUCUAAUUCUGUCCAGGACUGUGGUUUCUUCUUCGGUUAGAUAGCCUACGAGGAUACGAUCACUGCCAAAAAGAUUCCCAGAGCCAGCUGUCCUGCAGUGUGGCAGGUGAGGACCAGAGAGAGGUGAGGCGCGAUCCUGAAGAUUUGGACAGUAUGAGUUUGGUGGAGAUCAGACAGGCUGUUGGGUCCAUGACCCUGUCCCUAUCCAGCACAGACUCCAAGGAGAGGUACUUUGACCGGGUGGAUGAGAGCGACCCUGAGUACCUCCGCAGCAGGAACAUGUCACCUGAAAUACAGCAGGACUUCAACAUGAUGGAGCAGAAGAAGAGAGUCACUCAGAUUCUACAGAGUCCAGUGUUUAAGGAUGAACUGGAAGGACUGAUCCAGGAUCAGAUGACGAAGGGCAAUAAUCCAACAGGACUGCUGGCUCUGAGGCAGAUAGCUGAUCUGAUCAUGGCCAGUUCUAUGGGAGGGCCAGGCUCCUUCACAUCUCCUCUCAACCUAAGGAUGGUCACCCCGGUCAAUGACCUCUACGGGGUAGAGUCUGCAUCCUUUACUAAAGGGGAGAAACAGUGUCGCUGUAAGCUAGCCAGUGUCUACAGACUGGUGGACCUCUUCAGCUGGGCCCAUUUCACCAGCUCAUACAUUACUGUCCGGGUUAGCAAAGAACAAGACCAUGUUCUUAUCAUCCCACAAGGGCUCUCUUUCACUGAAGUGACGGCUGGCAGUCUGGUGAAAGUGAACAUGAUUGGUGAUGUUGUCGACCAGGGAUCCACCUACCUGGAGGUGGACCACUUUGGCUUCAGCCCUCACUCUGCUAUCUAUUCCAUGCGCCCUGACAUCAGGUGUAUCAUACACAUCCACACCUCUGCCACCGCUGCAGUGUCCUCAAUGAAAUGUGGCAUCUUGCCAAUUUCCCAAGAGGCUCUGGUUCUGGGCGAUGUUGCAUACUUCAGUUACCAAGGCUUUUUGGAUGAUCAAGACGAGAAGGUGGAGUUCCAGAAAGCCCUAGGGCCCACUGCCAAGGUGCUUGUUCUGAGGAACCAUGGCCUGGUUGCUCUGGGGGAAACCAUAGAGGAGGCUUUCCACUACAUUUACCACUCACAGCAGGCUUGUGAAGUCCAGGUCAGUGCUCUGCGGUGCUCUGCAGGAGUGGAGGACCUGGUGCUCCUGGACAGGGAGAGGCUCAAGCCCCUGACCCACGGAGUGGCUGCUGCUGGGGUCACCGUGGACAGCGAGGUCAAGUGGAAAGUGGGCGAGGCAGAGUUCGAGUCACUCAUGAGGAUGUUGGACAACCUGGGUUACCGGACAGGCUACGCAUACCACCACCCCAUAGUGAGGGAAAAGAUUCGGACCAAAAACGACGUGGAGAUUCCUGCCACGGUCUACACUGUCCCAUUGGUGGACAGUGAUCUGGGUCAGAGAAAACCGUUUAACGUCCUGGUUCAGAAACAGAAGAGGGAGAGGACCCGCUGGCUCAACUCUCCCAACAGCUACCUGAAGGUCAAUGUGCCUGAAAGUUCACCUAGUGGAGAGUGCAGCCCCAGGACCAAGACCAUGUGGAUGAAAUCUGAAGAGACCAGCAAUGGCACUGGCACCCCCAUAAAGAUUGAAGACCCCAACCAGUUUGUUCCCCUUAACACAAACCCCACUGAUGUUCUGGAGAAGAGGAACCUGAUAAGGCAACAGAACACUGGUGAUCACAUGACUUCAGGACCAAAGUCCCAUCUUCUAGCUGGCAUCGUUGUGGACACCAUACCAGGACCUGCCUUUAUCAUUGAGGAUGAGGAGCAGACACGCUCUCUUCCUCCCAACCCCUUCAGUGAGCUGACAGAGAAAAUGCUAGAAGAGUAUAAGAGUGUUUUGGAGCAAAGGCAGCUGGGUCAGGAUGAUGCUGAGGAUGUCACAGAUGCAGAUGAGAUGACAACUUUUGACGAGUCCACCAUCUCACUGUCCCUGUCUCCACUCAUGUCUCCAGUCAAAGAGAUCAUACCCAAUGGGAAAGACUAUAUGGAAGAACUGGAGGAGAAACUGAACAUCAAGGUAUCCAAGAUCAGCAUCAGCACCACAGAAACGGUUGAAAUCUCCAUCACAGAGAAAUCAGGGGGAGACAAGACCCCUGAGAGCCAAACCAAGUCCCCAAAGAAGAAGAAAAAGUUUCGCACUCCCUCCUUCCUAAAAAAGAAUAAGAAGAAGGAGAAGGCUGAGGCCUAGGAUGGAGAGAACCUGAAGAAAGCCAGGUCAGCUUGUUUGGUAUGAGAUGAGAUCAUAGGAUGAGGUGUGUUCCUUAGAGAGGGAAUGUAUGAGUCACUAAGAUCUUAAUAGAUCUCUAGCUUUUGGGAGGGAGCAACUGUGACAAUAAGCCUGUUAUUACGAUCUUCUUAUUACUCAAUUACUUCCUCUGAGGACUCCACACAUGAAUAGUAGGCAUGGUGAUGAAUGUGUAGUGUAUCAGCUUUAUUGUUCUCAGUAUGUACAAUAGCCAAUUCGCCAUUGUGUAAUCAAAACACAUAAUAGUAUAUAGCUACAGAAACUCAUUCUUUUAAAAUCAAAAAACUCACUGAAAUACCACAUUUAGCCUGCUAUGUAUUUGUGUUCAGGUCCUUUUUCCAGUCGGCUCAUCCUUGAAUGUACAGUAGCCCAUAGUUGAAGGUAAGACAUGUAAAUGUCAUGAGGCAGUGUCAAGUGAGUGUUGUAUCCUGGUCCCUGAAUGUAUUGAAUGUAUAAGAAGUGUGGUUGGUUUGUAUCUGGACCUAGACAUAAUAAUGCUGUUUUAGUAGAUUUUUAUGAGUAGGAUAAAGUAUGGGUUGUAGUUGUGUUUCUGAUUUUUCGGUUAACAUUUUGAUUUACACUACAGUACAUAUUUGUGUUCUUAAUAAUCCAUUUGUUAUACAUAAUACUUUUAACAAUGCAAGACAGAGAAGGCAGUUUUAGCCAGGCAGAAACUUUUCAACUUUUAUUUAUGCCAGUGAUAUUAUUUUAGUGGUUGCUGCUUAUUCGUUAUUGUGAUUAAAUGGACUGAUAGUAUGAUGAUUAAUACAAUCUCUAAUCCGUUUUACCACAUUCACCGAUAUGUACACAUGGGUAUCAUAUGACUGAAAGCGAAAUUACAAGUGUAAUGAUAUGAGAUAGCUAGGCCUAUAUAAGGCUAUGGAAAUGUUAUAUGUAUGUGCUGUGUAUGUGAAAGACUGUCUCAACUAAUAUCUUGAUAGAUCAUUUGAAAGUUGAUUAGGCCAUACAAAUGUAAUAAAAUGUUUAACGGAUGCCCCUCUUAACAUAUAUAUUUUUUGUUGUUGUUGAGAAAUCUGAUAUUGUUGGAAGAAAUGCAAGAUUGUAGCAAAAAAACAAUGUUGUGAGGCUUCCAGUAGAGAUAUACAACUUCCUCUCUGAUUAUGGCUGAAUUGUACCUCUUUUUGUCUCCCCAAGAGGCUAAAAUCUCUUGAUUAGGUCACCAGGUGUUAAACUAAGGUCCCUAUAGUAUUUUAACAAGAAUGAGUCUACUUUUCACAAAUAUUUAAAUAAAUGUGUGUGGCCUUAAUAGCAAUAUGUUAUAAAAAAGCUAUUCUCUGAACCUGAGUUAAACCUAAAGACAAAGUAAAACAUCCAGAGAUGGUAUAAAUUGAGGAUUGGAUUUAUCCCAGUAACCAAUGUGAAUGAUUUGCUUCGAUCCAAAAGGAGAAACAUGGUUUUCCUUUGUAAAUACUGUGUUUUGUGAAGCUGUUUUUAAAUGCAAUACUGAAAUGAAGGUUGAUCAAUUUGCAACGGUCUGCCAUUUUAUUUAGUAUGUUUUGAUGCUUGUCAGUUUAUGGUCUGUUGAAGUAUUACAAGUUUAGAUGCAUAAACCCUGUAUAUCGUGUUCCCAUUCCCAGUUUGUAACCUGCAUUACUAAUGCUUAUAUUGUCCUUGUUCCUUUGUUUGAAUUGCUUUUGUAUGGACUGAGCUUUUGUAAUAUAACUUUUGCUCUGUAUAGCAGCUUCAUAGAAUUUCAUUACAUUCUUUAGGAAAUGACAUUUCACAACAUAUAAUAAAAACAGUGUGUGUUUA